Molecule: messenger RNA, 967 nt
Organism: Ilex paraguariensis (yerba mate)
Lineage: Eukaryota; Viridiplantae; Streptophyta; Magnoliopsida; Aquifoliales; Aquifoliaceae
Source: the annotation of a GenBank genome assembly
UGCCAUCGACUUUGAUAAACUUCCACCCCUUCCUAGCUGGCCUAAGGUUUGCUUUUUUGUUUCUUUUAUUUUUAUGUUGGCAUGCUUCUUGGAUAUCUUCUGUUGGUUGAGAUAUACUGGGUGAUGGGGUUUGUUUUUCCAAACCUUCCAGUGCCUUACUUCCCUUAGAAAGCUUCAUGCAGAACAUUUGCUUCAGAAGUUUGAUUUAUUGGUUCAAGUAUCACCAGGCCGUUGGAUUUUAUUAUCCCAGAUUGAACCACUAAAUUUGCUUCCCAUGUAUUAUCGUAUAUUUUGUAUUGUUUUGCAGGAAGGCGAUGUGAUUGCAUAUCGUCUGCUUGAGUUGUCGUCGACCUGGACCCCUGAGCUUUCUUCCUUUCGAGUACAGCUUUAUCAGANAGGCGAUGUGAUUGCAUAUCGUCUGCUUGAGUUGUCGUCGACCUGGACCCCUGAGCUUUCUGCCUUUCGAGUUGGACAAAUAUCGUGGUACAAUUCUGAAUCAAGUAGAACUAUGCUGAUGCCUGCCCCAGAAUAUCCAAUUUUUUCUGGGAAGUCAGAUGAAGACGCAACUGUUCUGCAACAAGAUAACUCACUCUAUAAAGAAGAUGGAUCUUUGGAGAUAGAUUUUUCAUCACUAGUUGAUGUCCGUAUUGUCAAGCAAGGCAACUCAGAUCUUGCAAAAGCAGCCACUGGUAGGGCUAAUGAAGGUCCUUCAGGCAACACAAAAGUUAUAGCAAGUGCGGUGCCUAGCAAUAAUGAUGAACAAACACAUGCCAUGACCCCAGUAAACGGACAAGUAAACAUAUGGGAUCAAUUCAGUGAGGCUCUAAAUGCCAAGAAGACACAACUAUCUCAGGAGAAUGGUUGGACCAAGGAGAGUUCUGCAAGGAGUGCUUGGUCAUCUAGAGCCUUGAGAGGCAGUGCACUAGGCCCAACAAUGUCUCUUCUAAGAUCGAAAAAUGAGAUCUGA